Molecule: messenger RNA, 2152 nt
Organism: Scylla paramamosain (green mud crab)
Lineage: Eukaryota; Metazoa; Arthropoda; Malacostraca; Decapoda; Portunidae
Gene: bisc
Product: TM2 domain-containing protein CG10795-like
Source: RefSeq, a predicted model, not a curated record
ACAACACAACACCACGGUGACAGCACAACGCUGCCACUCAAAGUGGAGGCAGGCUCCUGGCUGACUCCCAAGACUCUGGUCAGGGCCUCAAGACACUCCGCCACUCCAGCAUUUUCCUCUAUAGAGCAAAACAAUUAACCAGAAUCUAACAAGCCAACCCAUCCGCCUUCAGCGCCUUCAGGACACUAUAGGUUCUGGCACCAUCAAAUCCCAGAACAACAAGAAGAACGUGCUGCUGGCUUGGCCGGACGCAUGUUGGUGAAGAUGUGGAGUGAUGAGCCAUUGGUGCUGUGACUCCUUUUGAUGAGGCUUUGAUAAUCUCUCCACUGCAAUGAGAGGGUGGUGGAGCUUCAAUGGAGCAUUGAACAACACCUACAUUAUUUGUUCAGUUAUAGUGUUGCUAAUAGCAGCUGGGACAUGUGGAGAAUAUACUUAUGUUACCAACUGCUCUUCCUUGCUGCCUGGCCAGUACCAGUGCAACGAGCUGAACAUUGAUCCCCAGACUCAGCAGCUGAAGGGCUGCACCAAGGAGGGCCGUGCUCGCAUCCCCUGCACCUCGGCCAGUGGGAUCAUUUGUAUAGAAACUAACAAUGGAACAUUCGAGCGUGAAGUGCCUUGCAAAUUCACCAACGGCUACUCUUACGAGACGGCUCUGCUCCUCUCCGUGUUCCUGGGCAUGUUUGGCAUUGACCGGAUCUAUCUGGGGUACUAUGCUGUUGGCCUGGCCAAGUUCUGUACCCUGGGAUUCCUCUUCCUUGGCCAGCUGAUCGACAUCAUCCUCAUAGCCACCCAGACCAUUGGGCCGGCUGACGGCUCACACUAUGUCAUCAGCUACUUUGGGGCCGGCAUCUCCGUGCUACGGAUGGACAACACCACCUACAGGAUGCCCCAGGACGAUUGGGUCAUUGAUCUGCCUCCUAAGGAACUUUAGUACUUGUUGUGAGGUUAUGUGAGGAUUAUGAAAGUGUGUGUGAUGAUGCAUUAAAGUUUAGGGGACACUUUUUAUGUUUGUUUUGUUUAUUUUUCAUGUUCCCUUCAUAAUCACUCAGGAUUUUAAGGAUGAUCUCGGUUCUGGACUGAGAUGCUGUUUCUUGUGAGGUUUUCUUGAUGAAAGUUUAAUUUUAUUAGUUUUUGAGAGCUUGUAAAUUUGCAUAGGAAUUGAAGAUUAUAAGGAAGGAAUUAUGUUAGUGAUUAUUUUAGGUUGUUUACUUAUGAAAAGACAAACCAAAAGCAAGUUUUCUGAUGUUUGAAAGUGUAACUCAGUGAAAACUGUUGACAUAAUGCUGAAAUAUACUCAAAUUUGUUAUCCGCUGUUGUAACUGAAUAUUCGUGGAAGUUUUAGCAACAUCUUGCACUUUUUUACAAUUAUCUUCAUUACUAUCAUCAUCAUCAUCAUCAUCAUCAUCAUUGUCAUGAUCAUCAUCAUCAUAGAUUUCUUACUUACCUCUUGGUCUCCAGCAAGUGAUGGCUUUAUCAAAAAUACUUCCUGGAUACUCUGACCAACACUGCAUUAUGGCAUCUCUCCAUAGGUACAUUAUAUUCCCUCCCUUUUUCUUUCCUCACAUUAAUGAUAUCUUUGUGUGUGUGUGUGUGUGUGUGCACCAUUCAAACGACUCCCUCAACACUCAACAGUGCCAGGCUCUCAGCGGUCUUUGCCAUCAGCAUACAUUAACAUUUCCCAUUACAGUCAUUCCAGUCAUCAUGGUCAUGUGUACAUCUAAGCAAGAGGCAAGCUGGGUAUCAUGUUGAGUAUGGUAUCUUCAAGUGAGAUCACUCUAAUGCCAAGAAGAGUUGGUAAUCACAACACUUUUUAUCUUGAUUCAGUAAUCUGACAUUUUUUGUAUUAAACAUUUCUGACCAUGCAUGUAAUUUAAGUGCUUCCAUUUGCUGGUUCAGUGGUACAUGCUAUUUAAGUGACAGAUCAUUAUUGUAUCAUAAAGUUGUAUGAAAGCCUCUUCUGUACUGACUAGUUCAUCAUGUUGUUUCAGUAACUGGAAAAAUAUUGAUGUACUGUAUAUGCAUAUUUGUGUGUUCCAGGUUUAACUAGCUCCUAGGUAUUCAUUUCUUAUGUUGCCUGAGUUGUAAGUCUUUAACAUUAAAAAAUAAGAAUUUGUGUAUUAUUGACAGUCUGAAUAAAAAAAAUAAAAUAAAA